GCCGCGCGACUCUUCAAUGGCAUUUUUUGAAAAUGGGUAUAUCUUAUUACACUGAAGAAACCUAUGACUAAGCACCGGAAACUCCCGCCACUCUAACAGGCAGCAAAGUUUUAAUUGUGUACAGCUGGAAUUACCAAAAGAAUCACAGAUGGCAGCAGAAGGCGGCUCGGCAGGAUGGACAUGGCAGGGCCAUUUGUCGUAUUAUGACUACCAAACAAAGACAGAGAAACAAUUCAAGAAAGUGUCGAAGCUUAAAGAUGAACUCGACAAAGAAGGAAUCGUUCAUGUAUACAAAUGUUUUCAUCCGUUGGCUUACCCUAUGGGAAAAGUUCUUCACGGAUAUGUUAUUUUCGGAGCCAAUAAAAAUGGAACGAUCUUCUUUCAUUCGAUCGAAAAGAACCAGGAAGAUCUAGUUUGGCAGAGAUCACACAUUUGGGAAGACGUCAUAUACAGGCUUAAAAAUGAGGAUCGUCCAUCGGGUCAGGUCUCGAAGGAAAGCGAUGUAGUCGUUGGAGACAUUUAUGAUCUUAUAGAUUGGUUGGAUAACGAGACUCAGAUAACUCGGAAAUACAACGUUUUGUUUGAUAAUUGUCAACAUUUUGCAAAGAGUGUAUACGAAGUUGUUUUUCAAUUCAAAGAAAAGAUAAUGAUGACUCAUCCAACACUUAGCGCAGCAGAAUCUGAUGCGGACAUGUACGAAUGGUUCCAAGGGUUGAAUGAAGAUAUAACUCGAGUUACCACGAGUAUGAACGUCGCCAAGAGCGGUGAUUAGCACCAGUAGAUGAUUCAAAAAUGGAUUAAAUACAAACACAGAUUGAUAACGUUUAAAUAUUGGCUCUCGCGAAAUCAUUUUAUUACAUCCAAUUCGGUCAAGUAUGCGAAAAGACUAUUUUCAGUUUUGAUUUCAGUAUGUAAUCAAUUCCAUCAUUGCAAUUUGAAUGAUUUUGAUAUGAUAUGGUGGAAUACUGCUGCCGUAAGAUAACAUGAUAACGUUUGCAAAUUGUUUCGUAUUAGCCACUUAAGUUUCGCGAUAACAUUUAGCUAUCUAGUAAGACUAUUUGUAUAAAUAUGAAUGAACUUUUGCAACGAACAUGCGUAGUAGUUUUUCCUUACUCUUCAUUCAGAAGUUUUUACAUCCAAAGAUGUUUACCAUAUUGGCCAUGUAUCCAUACCAACCGCUACGGGAAAUGUGAAGUUGACAAUAGCAGCAGACACAACAACGUUGAAACAAAUGACACAAAUUUACACAUUAAAAGUUUAUUGUGAAUUUUAAAAGCAAUUUUAAUGUGAACUGGAGCCAUCACAGAAGCACUUGUAUAGUCAUAUAUUAAAAUUCUUAUUUAGUGUAUAA
Mya arenaria is the source of this 1351-nucleotide messenger RNA. RefSeq lists its product as uncharacterized. The transcript is spliced from 4 exons. NCBI's taxonomy places the organism in Eukaryota, Metazoa, Mollusca, Bivalvia, Myida, Myidae. The coding region runs from base 149 to 772 and encodes 207 amino acids. The record is from RefSeq and is a predicted model, not a curated record.